This is a messenger RNA of Talaromyces marneffei, 819 nucleotides long. RefSeq lists its product as uncharacterized. The transcript has 2 exons. The record is from RefSeq and is a predicted model, not a curated record. Bases 1 to 819 code for a protein of 272 amino acids. NCBI's taxonomy places the organism in Eukaryota, Fungi, Ascomycota, Eurotiomycetes, Eurotiales, Trichocomaceae.
AUGAAGUUCAAUAUUGCCGCCAUAUUUGGCGCCUUUGCGGCCGUCUCUAUGGCAUUCCCAAUUGAUGGCAAGGCUCAGGGAAAGGCCCAGCGUGAUGUUGACGCAGCACGCGAGUACCUUGAAGGUCUGUCAGCGGUCAAAGCGCGUGACCUCGACGGCAAGGCUCAGGGCAAAGCUCAGGGCAAGGCGCAACGUGAUCUUGAAGAAGACGAAGAGUACGAGUACCUGGAUAUUGCUGAGCGUGACCUCGAUGGUAAGGCCCAAGGAAAAGCACAACGCGAUUUGGAUGGCAAAGCUCAGGGCAAGGCUCAACGUGAUCUAGAUGGAAAGGCGCAGGGUAAGGCUCAGGGUAAAGCCCAGCGCGAUUUGGAAGGAAAGGCUCAGGGCAAGGCUCAACGUGAUCUAGAUGGAAAGGCUCAAGGAAAGGCCCAGCGCGAUCUAGAAGGUAAAGCCCAAGGAAAAGCACAACGCGAUUUGGAUGGCAAAGCUCAGGGCAAGGCUCAGGGUAAAGCCCAACGUGAUCUUGAGGGCAAAGCUCAAGGAAAGGCUCAGGGUAAAGCCCAGCGCGAUUUGGAAGGAAAGGCUCAGGGCAAGGCCCAACGUGACCUUGAGGGAAAGGCUCAAGGAAAGGCCCAGCGCGAUCUAGAGGGUAAAGCCCAGGGAAAAGCACAACGCGACUUGGAAGGAAAGGCUCAGGGUAAGGCUCAGGGUAAAGCCCAACGUGAUCUUGAGGGCAAAGCUCAAGGAAAGGCUCAGCGCGACUUAGAUGGCAAAGCCCAGGGCAAAGCACAACGCGACCUUGAUGGUAAAGCUCAGUAG